Messenger RNA from Cryptosporidium muris RN66, 1881 nucleotides. Its product is annotated as ATPase, AAA family protein. Gene Ontology annotation, molecular function: ATP hydrolysis activity; proteasome-activating activity; ATP binding. Gene Ontology annotation, cellular component: proteasome regulatory particle, base subcomplex. Lineage: Eukaryota; Apicomplexa; Conoidasida; Eucoccidiorida; Cryptosporidiidae. Gene Ontology annotation, biological process: proteasome-mediated ubiquitin-dependent protein catabolic process. The transcript has a single exon. The record is from RefSeq and is a predicted model, not a curated record. The coding region runs from base 1 to 1881 and encodes 626 amino acids.
AUGUAUUCAUUGACUAAAGAUUACGUAUUAGCUUUAAUAACAACAAGCUACGGAUUUUUAAAGUUAAGACAAAAUCUAUUUAUUGAAAAUAGCUUGAGAAAUUCAAUUUUAAAAGAUAAUAACAAAAAUAUUAAUAAGUGGUUUUGCGAUACUAAUAAUUCCAACUCAAAAUUUGCUAAUCAGAAAUUAAGAUCCCAUAUUGCAAAAGUUCCUACACUUAACAAUUUAUAUAUUUACUGCAACCCAUCAGCUGUAUCAAUUGAUACUGCAAAACAAUACUUAGUUGAUAUAUUAAAAAGUUUGGGUAUUAAUAAUCAAAACAGUCUCAUUAUAUAUGAAAAAAGUGGAAGUUUUAUUAUUAAAAUUAAGAUCCCUAAAAUAUAUAAUGUAAAUUUUUUAUUGAAUGGUAUACUUAAAGUUAUAAAUGAAAAAGUAUUACCAUCUCAAUCUUCAACUACAAUAAAUAUUAGUAAAUGGAAAAGUUUUGAAAAUAUAGAUGGUAAAAGGAUUAAUAUUGAAUUUAAUGAUAUAUUAAAUAGUAAAGGAUAUUUAAAUGUUUUCGUACCAAAAGAUGAAAAUGAAUUAACUGAGUUAGAAUUUAUUCGUCCAUCAAAACAAUUAACAGUAAAAGAUAUUGAAGCUUUAAAGACUGGUUUAUUACUAAGCCAAAAUAGUGAAAAUAAAAUAGUACAGAAUAAUUUAAACCAAUGGGAUGCUCAUUAUCUUAUGAGUACUAUUUUUGAUAGAAUUGAUCACUUUUUUAACUUUGAUCCAUUUAUGGAAUCAGGAUUUCAUACAAAUACAUAUGGACCUAAUGAUAUACAUCAAAUAUUUAAUUUGGAGCCAAAUAUGGCAAGAUUUCCUAUGAAAAAUAUUAAUUAUUCUAUAUCUAACCAAUUAAAUGAUAAAUUUAAUCAAAAUAAGUCAGAGAAUUUAAAAAUGAAUGAAUUGGAAGCAAUAUCUACACUAGAAGAAUUAGGGGUUCAAGUAUAUAUUGAUCAAGAAGAUUAUACAUCUGAAAUGAAUAAUGAAAAAAGAAAAGAAAUUAAUCUUGAAGAUUCAAAUCAAUGGGAUAAUCUUGCUGGUUAUGAGCAUGUCAAAACACAAAUAGAAAAACAUAUAUUAUUACAUAUAAAAUAUCCUGAAAUAUUAAAUAAAAUAGUUAAUGGAACAAGAAAACAAGAUAAUUCUUCAAAUAGACCUAAAUUAAUUUUAUUUGAAGGUCCACCUGGUACUGGUAAGACUACAUCAGCUAGAAUUAUAAGUAAAGUCGCUAAAAUUCCACUAUUGUAUGUUUCAUUAGAAAAUAUUAUAUCUAAAUGGUAUGGAGAGAGCGAACAAAAAUUAGCUCAAGUAUUUAAUUUGGCAAAACAAUUUGAUAAUGGUUGCAUUAUAUUUAUAGAUGAAAUAGAUACAUUAGCAUCUUCACGUGAUAAUACAUUUAAUAUGCAUGAAGGAUCUAAAAGGAUACUUUCGGUCCUUCUAAGAAAGUUAGAUGGUUUUGAUACAAUAAAAGAUAAAAUUCUUUUAAUAUGUGCUACAAAUCGUCGAAAUGACAUAGAUCAAGCAUUUAUAAAUAGAAUUGAUUCUACAAUUUAUUUUCAUCUUCCAGAUGAAAAGGAACGUAAAGCUAUAUUUCAACAAUAUGCUAAGCAUUUAAAUGAUGAACAACUUUCAGAAUUAUCAAAACUAUCUAAUAAACUUUCUGGAAGAGCAAUAAGACAUGUCUGUUUAGAGGCUGAAAGAGAAUGGGCAGCGAAUAUAUUAAAAAAAGGAGACCAGGAAAAAAAAACAUCACAAGACAUUGAAUUACCUUUAUAUGAUAUUUAUAUAGAUUGUUUAAAGAAAAAAAAGACAAACAGAUCGAAAGUUCCAAUUUAA